AAUGCACCAAAUAUUAACAACAAUUUGAGCGUAGAACCAUCCAUUGUGAUGGUUGUGUGAACUCACCCGCGUAGCGACGUCCGCGUCUAUGCGCGCGUCGACGCUCGUCAUUCGGCGCUCAAUACGCAAGUCCGCAUUUCAUUGCAGCCGAGAGAAGUUUUCCGCUGUAAAGGGCAGUUCAAGAUCACUGAUACUGCCGGUUUCACCACGCGUUGAUUGUGCGAGUAAAAGUAGUGCUAUUCGUUGUGCAAACAUGGUUUGGUGUACGGUUUACGAUGGAAAAACUGAGACGGGAAACCCCAACAAGCCAGCGAUGCAGCUGGCGGCGGCUGACGCGGGCUCCCACCUGCAGCACAUGUGCAGCCUGGACAUCGACUCCAAGGCCUCUUAUGUGCGACUGUCCGGCAUCAUCUGCACCAUUGGGCCCGCUUCCCGCGAUGUGGCCAUGCUAGAGAAGAUGAUGGAAACUGGCAUGAACGUGGCCCGCAUGAACUUCUCGCACGGCUCGCACGAGUACCAUGCCGAGACCAUUCGCAACUGCCGCGAAGCCGAAAAGAACUAUAGCAAGAAGCUCGGCAUCCCCUUCUCCCUCGCCAUCGCUCUUGAUACCAAGGGACCUGAGAUCAGAACUGGUCUCUUACAGGGCGGUGGUUCCGCGGAAGUGGAGCUGAAGAAGGGAGCUACCAUCAGACUGUCGACAGACCCCGCCCUGCAGGAGAGCGGCAACGCGGACACAGUGUACGUGGACUACAAGAACAUUACCAAUGUCGUGAAGCCCGGAAACCGUAUCUUCAUCGACGACGGCCUCAUCUCCAUCAUCUGCAAGUCCGUUGAGGGCAACACGCUGGUCUGCGAGAUUGAAAAUGGAGGUAUGCUCGGUUCACGCAAGGGUGUCAACUUGCCCGGUCUCCCCGUGGACCUGCCAGCCGUCUCAGAGAAGGACAAGUCUGAUCUCAUCUUUGGUGUUGAACAGGGGGUGGACAUGAUCUUCGCUUCGUUCAUCCGCAACGGCGCGGCGCUGAAGGAGAUCCGCGGCAUCCUGGGCGACAAGGGCAAGAACAUACAGAUCAUCUCCAAGAUCGAGAACCACCAGGGCAUGGUCAACCUCGACGAGAUCAUCGAUGAAUCUGACGGCAUCAUGGUGGCGCGUGGUGACCUGGGUAUCGAGAUCCCGCCGGAGAAGGUGUUCCUCGCACAGAAGACCAUGAUCGCCAGGUGUAAUAGGGUGGGCAAACCGGUGAUCUGCGCCACACAGAUGUUGGAGUCGAUGGUGAAGAAGCCGCGACCGACGCGCGCGGAAACUUCCGACGUCGCCAACGCCAUACUCGACGGCGCCGACUGCGUGAUGCUGUCGGGCGAGACCGCCAAGGGUGACUACCCGCUAGAGUGCGUGCUGACCAUGGCCAACAUCUGCAAGGAGGCCGAAGCCGCGAUCUGGCACAAACAGCUGUUCAACGACCUGGUCGCUCAGGUCAAGCCCUCAAUCGACCCCGCCCAUUCCGUCGCGAUCGCCGCUGUUGAGGCCUCGACCAAGUCCAUGGCGUCGGCGAUCAUCGUGAUCACGACGAGCGGGCGGUCGGCGCACCUGUUGAGCAAGUACCGGCCGCGCUGCCCCGUCAUCGCGGUCACACGGCACGCGCAGACCGCGCGCCAGGCGCACCUGUUCCGCGGUGUGCUGCCCAUAGUGUAUUCAGAGUCCCCCGCCAGCGACUGGCUGAAGGACGUGGACAACCGCGUGCAGUACGGGCUGAAGUUCGGGCGCGCGCGCGGCUUCCUGCACACCGGUGACAACGUCGUCGUCGUCACCGGCUGGCGGCAGGGCUCCGGCUUCACCAACACCAUGCGCGUCAUCCAAGUCGAAUAAGGAAGUCUAGAAGACGUUUUAAGUAUUAAGAGAGUGCAGUUAUGAUAUUGGAAACCCAGUGCACUUAAAGUGAAAAUGGAGUUGCAUCUGAAUAGAUGAUAGAAAUUAUAUCAUAGCUAGAUAUUCUAUUUAUGUAUUGAUACGAAUUUGUUAUAGAUACAGGAGUAUUAUGCGUCUGUGCGUAAAUAAACUUUUUAAAAGUAAAA
Aricia agestis (brown argus) is the source of this 2070-nucleotide messenger RNA. Its product is annotated as pyruvate kinase-like. Gene Ontology annotation, biological process: glycolytic process. Gene Ontology annotation, cellular component: cytoplasm. NCBI's taxonomy places the organism in Eukaryota, Metazoa, Arthropoda, Insecta, Lepidoptera, Lycaenidae. The record is from RefSeq and is a predicted model, not a curated record. The transcript is spliced from 11 exons. Gene Ontology annotation, molecular function: magnesium ion binding; potassium ion binding; pyruvate kinase activity. Bases 89 to 1864 code for a protein of 591 amino acids.